Messenger RNA from Argentina anserina (silverweed cinquefoil), 2620 nucleotides. RefSeq names its product probable protein phosphatase 2C 4. Lineage: Eukaryota; Viridiplantae; Streptophyta; Magnoliopsida; Rosales; Rosaceae. Gene Ontology annotation, molecular function: protein serine/threonine phosphatase activity. The transcript has 4 exons. The coding region runs from base 155 to 2320 and encodes 721 amino acids. The record is from RefSeq and is a predicted model, not a curated record. Gene Ontology annotation, biological process: protein dephosphorylation.
GCCAGACUCUUUUGUCUUUGUCUUUGUCUCUCUCUCUCUCUCCUCUCUCGGAGUCGGCCAUGAAUUGAGCUCAAUUAAAUCCAUCACAUAAUCACAUCAACAAAUCCCCGAUAUUUUCAUUCAAAUUUAUAUUCUUUUUAGUGGUUACAAUCCGAUGGGCAACAGCUUCGGAAAAGUAAGCGUCUGCUUCACCGGCGCUAAAGGAGUCCACCGCCACACCCAUGAAGUACCCGUUCUAUUAUCCGACUCCUACGACGAGGGCCUGGGACACUCCUUCUGCUACGUCCGACCCGACCCGACCUGGCUCGCCUCCUCCAAAGUCCACUCGGAAGAAGCCACCACUUUCAAAACCAUCUCCGGCGCCUCCGUCAGCGCCAACACCUCCACGCCUCUCUCCACCGCCCUCGUCGAUCUCUACUCCUACAACAGCGUCGACCGCGCCGCCGCCUUCGAGUCCUCCACCUCCUUCGCCUCGAUUCCGCUCCAGCCCAUCCCGCGCAAUUUCAUAAACUCCGGUCCGAUUUCCGGGAACUUCGGGGCCGGAGUUCCCGGGUCCGGACCGCUCGAGCGCGGAUUCUUAUCCGGCCCAAUUGAGCGGGCCUUUAUGUCGGGUCCGCUCGAUCGCGGGCUGUUCUCCGGCCCGAUGGAGAAAGGCUACUCGGAGCAGUUUCAGAGGAGCUUCUCCCACGGCGGCGGCUUCGCGUUCAAGCCGAGAUCGGGGAAGCCGAAACUGAUCCGGGUUCUUCAGCGAGCCAUAUCCAAAACCAUAUACCGGGGACAGAACUCGAUUCUGGCCCCGAUUAAAAACCGCGUCGUAUCCGUUAAAGAUCAGGAUUGGAUCGUCGGCGGCGGACUACAUGACAGUAAGGUUCAGAAUCACAACGAGAAUUUGACUGUUAGCUCUGUGAAUUUCAGCAGCGAGGGGAGUUUGGAAGACGACGAGUCGUUGUCGAGCCAGAAUCUUCAGUGGGCGCAGGGGAAGGCUGGUGAGGAUCGAGUCCAUGUUGUCGUGUCGGAGGAGGACGGCUGGGUUUUCGUUGGAAUCUACGAUGGGUUCAACGGUCCAGAUGCGCCGGAUUAUCUUCUGUCGAAUUUGUACACUGCUGUCCACAAGGAACUGAAAGGGGUGAUUUGGGAUGAGAAGGUUGAAUCAGCUGCGGCGGGUUCACGUGUUGAUCACCCGGAUAAUUCGGUUUCGGACAGUGAUGUAGGAAGGAAUCUAGAAGGAGAUGCCGGUUCCCGGUCUGUUGAGGAAGAGAAUUAUCCUAGUGCAAGUGGGGAUGUGAAUUUUGAUUCCCAUUCGAAGAAAAAGGAGUUUAGAAACCCGAAAACCAAGUACAGGAGCUCCGGCAGGAAACGGGAGGAUAAUCAGAGGAGGUGGAGGUGUGAGUGGGAUAGGGAGAGAGUUGAGCUCGAUCGGAGAUUGAAGGAGCAGUUGAAUAGGUCUAGCUCGGAUGGGUCAUCGGCUGCUAAUCACUCGGAUGUUUUGAAGGCUUUGUCUCAAGGUUUGAGGAAAACAGAGGAGGCCUAUUUGGAAAUUGCUGAUCAGAUGCUCUUGGAAAAUCCUGAGCUUGCCUUGAUGGGGUCUUGUGUUCUUGUGAUGUUGAUGAAGGGGGAAGAUGUUUAUGUGAUGAAUGUGGGUGAUAGUCGGGUUGUUUUGGCCCAGAAGGCGGAACCGGAUUAUUGGCUUGGGAAGAUUAGGCAGGAUUUGGAGAGGAUCAAUGAGGAGACAUUACAUGAUCUUGAGGACGGCGAGAGACAGAAUUCGAUUCCUAAUUUGAGCGCUGUCCAGUUGACAAUGGAUCACAGUACUAGCGAGUUAGAGGAAGUUCAUAGAAUCCGAAAUGAACACCCAGAGGAUGCUUGUGCUGUCAUGAAUGAUCGUGUUAAAGGUUCAUUGAAGGUUACCAGAGCUUUUGGUGCCGGAUUUCUCAAACAGCCUAAAUGGAACAAUGCACUUCUAGAGGCAUUCCAAAUUGAUUAUAUAGGGACUUCCCCGUACAUCACUUGCUUCCCUUAUCUGCAUCAUCACAGAUUAGGCCCUAAAGACAGGUUCUUGAUAUUAUCCUCUGAUGGGUUGUAUCAAUACUUCACAAACGAAGAAGCUGUUUCUGAAGUUGAACUUUUCAUCACAUUACAACCUGAAGGAGAUCCAGCACAGCAUCUUGUGGAGGAAGUAUUGUUCCGUGCCGCCAAAAAAGCUGGUAUGGAUUUCCACGAUUUGCUUCAAAUACCACAAGGGGAUCGGAGGCGUUACCAUGAUGAUGUUUCCAUAAUCGUGAUUUCAUUAGAGGGAAGAAUAUGGAGAUCUUGUGUAUAAGUAGAGAAAAUCAUAAAUUAAAAAACAUAAAAUGAUAAUAGAGACAUCCCGGAAAAAAAAGUCAGGCAUUUUCCUCAUUUUGUUUGACGGUUCUUUUCUUCUUUUUUUCUUUUCCUCGUAAUCACCUCUGUAAAAUACCAAUUAAGCUUCAGGAAAUGCCUGAGGGGGAACUUGGUUGUCCAGUUUUCUGGGCGGUGAGGACUGUAAAGAUGUAAAACCUGGCUCUAGUCGAUUAUAAACUUGCAUAGACCAAAUUGUAACUUUCCCAAUAAAUGGCAUUCGUACAACGAUUUUGUUUGA